Lotus japonicus is the source of this 1060-nucleotide messenger RNA. Its product is annotated as inorganic pyrophosphatase 2-like. Bases 96 to 914 code for a protein of 272 amino acids. The record is from RefSeq and is a predicted model, not a curated record. Gene Ontology annotation, molecular function: phosphatase activity. The transcript is spliced from 4 exons. Lineage: Eukaryota; Viridiplantae; Streptophyta; Magnoliopsida; Fabales; Fabaceae.
UUGGUGAAAAAUCCAAGCCAACAAACGAUUUUGAGAGCAUUGCAAGAUACCCAAAUAGAGCCUAAUUCUUGUGAAGGAGAUUUGCCACCCAACAAAUGUCUGGAGUUGUGGUUGUUUUCGACUUUGACAAGACCAUUGUUGAUUGCGAUAGUGAUAACUGGGUCGUCGACGAGUUGGGUUUCACUGAUUUGUUUAAUCAACUCCAUCCCACCAUGCCUUGGAACUCCCUCAUGGACAGGAUGAUGAUGGAGCUUCAUUCAAAAGGUGUAACUAUUAAGGAGAUUGAAGAGGUUCUACAUAGGAUUCCUAUUCACCCCAGAGUGAUACCUGCUAUUAAAGCAGCUCAUGCUUUAGGGUGUGAUUUAAGGAUUGUGAGUGAUGCAAACAUGUUUUUCAUUGAGACAAUUCUGGAGCAUUUGGGAAUAAGGGAAUACUUCUCAGAGAUUAACACUAAUCCAGGUUAUGUUAAUAAAGAAGGAAGGUUAAGAAUUUUUCCUUACCAUGAUUUCAACAAGGCCCCCCAUGGCUGCAGCUUGUGCCCACCAAACAUGUGUAAGGGUUUAAUCAUAGACAGAAUACAAGGUUUAUUUUCUCAAGAGGAUGACAAGAGAAUCAUCUAUCUUGGUGAUGGGAGUGGUGACUAUUGCCCAAGCUUAAGGCUUAAACAGAGAGAUUUCAUGAUGCCAAGGAAGAAUUUUCCUGUGUGGGAUUUGAUAUGCAAAGACCCUUUGCUUCUGAAAGCUGAAAUCCAUGGUUGGACUAAUGGAGAAGAGUUGGAGCAUGUUCUCUUGCAUUUAAUCAACAUGAUUUCUUUGGACAAAGGCACUCAGUUUAUAUCAUCUGACUGCAAAACACAGACUCUUUGUAUAUCUGCUCAUGAGCCUUUGCCUAAAGUUCUUCAUGUUCGACCAUAAUUUCUUACUUUAGGAUCGCUCUUAAUGUAUUAUAGCUAUAGUUUUUUUAAAUUAACCUACAUGAACACCACCUAAUGUCACUAAUCUUGGAAUUGGUCCAAGAAGGAAACGUAGAAUUUCUAUCUAAUGCAAUUAUGAGUUUGCUC